Molecule: messenger RNA, 1062 nt
Organism: Penicillium longicatenatum
Lineage: Eukaryota; Fungi; Ascomycota; Eurotiomycetes; Eurotiales; Aspergillaceae
Product: arabinogalactan endo-1,4-beta-galactosidase
Exons: 2
Coding region: 1-1062 (353 amino acids)
Biological process (GO): pectin catabolic process
Molecular function (GO): glucosidase activity
Source: RefSeq, a predicted model, not a curated record
AUGCUUCCAUUGAUUCUUCUUGCCUCCCAGCUCCUCGUUCCUGCUGUGUCCGCGGAGCUGUCCCUUCGCGGAGCGGACAUCUCCUCCCUCCUCGUCGAGGAGGACGCCGGUAUCUCGUACAAGAAUUCCGCUGGAAAGACAGAGAAGUUGGAGGUGAUCAUGGCGGAUCUGGGAAUUAAUUCCGUCCGUCAGCGUAUCUGGGUGAAUCCCAGUGAUGGCAGUUACGAUCUCGAUUACAACAUCGAGCUUGCGACUAGAGUGCAGGCUCAGGGUAUGGGAACAUACCUCGAUCUGCAUUUGAGUGAUACAUGGGCGGAUCCAGGUGACCAGACAACCCCCACCGGAUGGUCCACAACCUCCAUCGACACCCUAACCUGGCAACUAUACAACUACACCAAAGAAGUAUGCAAUACUUUCUACGAGGCUGGCCUCACCGUCGACAUCGUCUCAAUCGGCAACGAGAUCACAGCUGGUCUCCUCUGGCCCCUGGGCGAAACACCCAACUAUGAUAACAUCGCCAGCCUCCUCCACUCCGGAGCCUGGGGCGUCAAAGACUCCGACCUCGAGACAACCCCCAAGAUCAUGAUUCAUCUCGACAACGGUUGGAGCUGGAGCGAACAAGAGUACUUCUACAACGAGGUCCUCGCAUCCAGCACGGAUCUGGUUUCUUCCGAUUUCGAUUACAUGGGUAUCUCCUACUACCCCUUCUAUAGCUCAUCGGCUACUCUCUCCUCGCUGAAGACCAGUAUGACGAAUAUGUACGCGGCGUACGGAAAGGACAUCGUGAUCGUUGAGACUAACUGGCCUGUUUCGUGUCCUUCGCCCGCGUAUUCGUUCCCGAGUGAUUUGAAGUCUAUCCCGUUCUCCGUUGCGGGCCAGGAGACUUUCUUGCAGGAGUUGGCUGCUGUUGUUGAGGCUGUUACUGGUGGCCUGGGUAUUUAUUAUUGGGAGCCUGCUUGGAUUGGCAAUGCGGCUUUGGGCAGUAGCUGUGCGAAUAAUCUGUUGGUUAGUACUUCCAAUGAUGAAGUUUAUGCUAGCUUUGCCACGUUGGGAGAGCUUUAG